This is a messenger RNA of Meleagris gallopavo (turkey), 5142 nucleotides long. RefSeq names its product USP6 N-terminal like (gene USP6NL). Gene Ontology annotation, biological process: regulation of GTPase activity. The record is from RefSeq and is a predicted model, not a curated record. Gene Ontology annotation, molecular function: small GTPase binding; GTPase activator activity. Lineage: Eukaryota; Metazoa; Chordata; Aves; Galliformes; Phasianidae.
CCUGCGAGGGGCUGUGGGGUCUGCGCCGCUGUGGGACUGGGGCUGUGGGGUCGGGGAUCACUGCUGUGGGUUGAGGGCUUCUCGAUGCCACCCUCCCUGUCAGGGUAAGGCCGCUGUAUGGCUCCUGUUGGGAGCAGGGAGGAUUUGGAUGUUUUAAACUUGUUUUAAUCGGACUUCCAGGCGCUGGUGCAUUUUGUACCUGCUCCCUCCUGUGCUUUUUGUAAGGCUUUAGCUGAAAGCAACAAACCUGAGAGCUGCAGUGCGAGGCAGUGGAUCCGCUGCCCCGGGUGCUUCGCCCCGCACAGCCCUCUCUUCAGCUUCCAUCCCCGCGGGGCUACCAGCAGAGCAGCCAGUUCCCCGUGUUGUGUUUCCCUCUGGAGUGGAUGUCUGUCUGCAGGAAACCACCCGAGGACAUGUAUACCUCUGAGAAACCUUCUCCAACAAGAUACCUUGCUUCGAGACCUGGUUUGGAUUACAUGCGAAGAAGUUUCCAGUCAUGAGCGCAGAUGCCGAGCAGGAUGCUGCUAUCAAACUUGCCCAAGAACGAGCAGAAAUAGUUGCCAAGUAUGACAGAGGACGAGAUGGUGCACAGAUUGAACCAUGGGAAGAUGCUGACUAUCGCCUGUACAAAGUUACAGAUAGAUUUGGGUUUCUACAUCCAGAGGAGCUUCCUGUCCAUGACGCAGCAAUAGAAAAACAAAAACACCUUGAAAUUGAAAGGACCACAAAAUGGCUUAAGAUGCUGAAAAGCUGGGAAAAAUACAAGAAUACCGAAAAGUUUCACAGGAGAAUUUAUAAAGGAAUUCCAUUGCAGUUCAGAGGGCAAGUUUGGUCUUUACUACUUGAUGUCCCUAAAAUGAAAGAAGAAAUGAAAGACUUGUACAGCAAAUUGAAGUGCCAAGCACGAGGGUCUUCACCAGAUAUUAGGCAAAUUGAUCUUGAUGUAAAUCGAACAUACAGAGAUCAUAUUAUGUUUCGAGACAGAUACGGUGUUAAGCAACAAUCUUUAUUCCACGUUUUAGCUGCAUAUUCCAUAUAUAAUACAGAAGUUGGAUACUGUCAGGGAAUGAGCCAGAUCACAGCUUUACUUCUAAUGUACAUGAAUGAAGAAGAUGCCUUCUGGGCCUUGGUGAAACUUCUCUCGGGUCCAAAGCACGCUAUGCAUGGUUUUUUUAUUCCUGGUUUUCCGAAACUGUUGAGGUUUCAAGAACAUCAUGACAAAAUACUGAAUAAGUUUUUGUCCAAACUUAAACAGCAUUUGGACUCUCAGGAGAUGUCCACUAGCUUUUACACCACAAAAUGGUUUUUCCAGUGUUUCCUUGAUCGCACUCCCUUUACGUUAAGCCUCAGGAUAUGGGAUAUCUACAUACUUGAAGGAGAGCGGGUUCUCACUGCUAUGUCGUACACAAUUCUGAAGAUACACAGAAAACAUCUGAUGAAAUUACAAAUGGAAGAGCUUGUAGAAUUUCUGCAGGAGACUCUAGCUAAGGAUUUCUUCUAUGAAGAUGACUAUGUAAUAGAACAGCUCCAAAAUUCUAUAUCAGAAUUGAAACGAGCCAAGUUGGAUUUACCAGUAGCUGGUAAAGAAGACGAAUUUCCAAAGAAGCCGUUGGGGCAAAUUCCAUCAGGACCUCAGCCUGCUACGCUUAAUUCCACUCCAAUGCUUAAUGGACAAAAUAGCACUGGUACACAAACAAUAAGAAGGACAGAGAGGAGACCAUCUCCUGUAGAAGAACCAGAAAAUUCACCAAAUAACCGAAAAAGAAUUAAUUCUCUGGAAAAGCAACCUUCCUUAAAACAGCAGAAGUCUCGCCCGAUAGACACUCAGAGUAGUCAGUCUAAAAAUGAGGUUGAUGCCAGAAGAAAACCUCAGCUAACUGGGCAAGACAACUCAAAACAAUAUGAUAAUGCAGCUGCUAACCAAAAUUCUAAUGCUACUUCACAUACAAGAAGGGAAUUUGUACCUAAGUGGAAUAAACCAUCUGAUAUGAAAAUAAUUGAAAAGACUAUGAAACUUACUGCAGAGGUGAAAGGAAGGCCAAUAAAUAAUUCAAGCUCACCACCAAGUCCUACAGAAACACAGCCUUUGAAUGUAAAACAAAAGAUGAGGGUUUUGGAUGCUGAUGAAGGUAAGCGUGGGUCUAAUGCUUCACAGUAUGACAACGUUCCAGAAGCUGAUAAUGAGAGUGAGAAUCUUGUUGAAGAAAUGCUUGAGAGAGUUCAUCCACAGAGUCCUAGGCAUGUAGCAUAUACCAAUAGUCCAAGAAAACAAACUGAAAAAAUACCUGCUCCAUUAAAAAUGUCCAACAAUUAUACCUUUACUUCACAACCCAGAUCUCCAAAAUAUUCAUUGCAAUCUGAUGGACCACCUCAUGGACUAAACACAAAGCAGCUGCUGCCCUCUUAUAGCAAUCCUCCUACUUAUCAUGGAAAUUCUCCAAAGCAUAUCUCCAGCAUAAGCAAUACAAGUUCUAUACCUCUUCAUUAUCAUGGGAAUCGAACCAGCCCUUCUGGUAGGCCAUAUGGCUCUUUUAUUUCAGCAGAUUAUUCUCCUGAUAAAUUACAAGUGAAUUCCUAUCCUGCGGGUCGCCAAAAUCCUCUGUCACCAGCCCCUACUCGGAUAGAUGUAGCCCCUGUUGAUGCUUACACCAGCAACUUGAGGUCCCCUACAGGUGUCAAAUUCAUAAUGCCUCCAGUGGAUUAUUUACCAGAAGACAGAAAGUGGCCAGAUGCUGCUUACGUGUAUAGACAUGAACCUUACAGGCAGCCCUGGAGCCAAGACGUUAACAGGGGCCACUUGGAUAAUUUCCAGAAAUACCAGCAUUUUCAGUCAACACCUUUUCAAGACCAUAGUCUUCCUGCUGUUUCUGUGGAUAGCCCAAUAAGAUACAGGACUUCACCAACCUUUGAAGAGCAUGGUUCACCACAAUACCAAUAUUCAAAUCCAUCAGCUCAAGUCCAACACUACCGAAAUAGAAAUGAUGGAUUAUCUGUGCAUGAAUCUGUGCUUCUCUGAAAAUGUCUGUUCUUAUUAAAAUGGCAAGAUCCAAACCCAGUUAUACAUUACUGUGUUAGUAGUAGUCCACCUCAUUUCUUCUAUGAAAUGUGGACAGUCCAUGUGACUCUGCAAAAAAUAACAACACUAUUUCAGAGCUGUUUCAGACUUUUCACUGAAGGCUGGGUGAGUUCGUAGACUUGCAUUGAAGCUAUUGAAAGUGAUCUGAUGCACAUAGACAUAGCAAUAGCAAUAAGGUCAUAUACACGGUAUGGCUAAUACUGUCAUUUUUCCUCAAAUUGAAAUAACUUGUGUUAUGAUCUUUCUGCCUAAAACCUAACACAUUUGCAAGUUUUAUUUUGACUGACAUUGUUAAUGCACUGUAUUAAGUAUGUGUGUGCGUGAGUGUGCGCUUACAUACACAAAUGCAUCUGGAAAAGAACUAAAGAGCUUAAAUGUAAAUGCAUUUAACUUUGGACAGAGGUUGUGAAGUACUUUUAUUUCAUAUUACUUUGUCUUUAUAAUUUAUUUGAGAAGCCAUUCAUUUUGAAUGGGAAUUUCUGUCAUUUUUAUACAGCUGCCUCAGUAUCCCAGUAUCUGUUCUGAGCAGGAGAGAUACUUUGGGAUUAUUAAUUUAAAUUUAUGUGAGAGUUAAUUUCCUCUCCUUUGACUACUGUUUGUCAUUUUCCUCAGCAAGAAGGAGCAGGCAGGCAAGAGCAGAAAGCCAAAAACAUCUCUAUAAUCUGGCUAAGGAAUGGUGCUUAAAAUUCAGGGCAGUUUCUUAGGUGAAUUGAAAGUGGAUAAUUUUUACUUUUGCACCUAAAUCUACCUUCAGAAUGUCAUAUAUGCAAAAUAUUGGAGCCAGUAAGAGUAAUGCCACAUCCAGAAAAUGGUGCUGCACCCUUCACUUUUUUUUGCCAUGCUGUGCUGUCAAACUAAACAAAUUGGUUGCAAGGCCAAAUCUCAUAGGUAUCAGAGAAUUACUGGCUCCUUGAUGCUCUCAAGAAGCACAUGCAGGAGUUUGAGUCACUUGGUUGUGACUUGAUAGCCCCUGAGCUGUGUGCAUAUGCAGUGUCCUUUCUGUUAAGCUUUGUCAUGUCAGUUCUAUUUUGUUUCUCCCCCUUCUAAAGAGCCAGAGGACUCGUGUCUGUGAUUGGACAUGGGCUGCUGAGAGAAUGUGUUUUGUUUUUUUUUAAACUCUAAAAUCAACCUGACUGUUAAUAGGAAGCUUAGACUCCUAGUAACUGUUUUUAAUGAGUGUUUGCAGCCUCUUCUGCUUUGUGUUUUCCUUUCAUUGACUGUGAAAUGGGGUGGCAGAAAUGCAGGUUAGAGUGGCCCGUGUAGGAUGAGUGCCGGGUAGGAAGUGCUGGAUGCACCGACCUCUCAUUGAAGCCAAUGGGAGUUGAGGCAGAUAAGGAUCUUGCCAGAAGAGGUCCUUGGAGUGCUUAGCAGAGAGAUUUUCUGAUGCUUAAGGACCAAGCAUUGGUAUCACCAUCAGUUUUGGAUGGUUUAGAAGGUCGUCCUAUUAUCUUUUGUUCUGUAAGAUUUGUUAAUUAAAGACAUAGAAGUGGAUUAUUUUUUUUUCCUUUAAAGAAUGAGCUUUAGUGCCUAUUAUUGCUGCAGGUUGGCUCUGUAAGUUUUAAGGUACAGAAGUAAAACAAUUUUUACAAAUGGAAGUAACAUUUACUUAGUAUAUUUCAAAAACUUUUUGUGUAUAUGAUGUGUCUGAUGUAAUUUUUAAUGAACUGGGCAAUUUUAUAUUUUAAGGAUUGCAAACUGCAGCGAAGUAAUGGUAGCAAAGCACUACACUGAAACUCUAAAAUUGUGAAGAUAAAUAUGAUUUGGGAUUACCUUAGUUCUGAUUGCUUACAGCAGCUUAGAAAUGUAUGUAUAUAAUAUUGUGACUAAGUGUAAUAAUCUCAGUAUUUAACGAUGGUUCUGUAAUUCAUAACAAAGCUGUACAAUUUAUUUGUGCAAGCAACACAAAGCUCCAAAAUAUGUAUCAGCAGUAGUAAAUACUGUAGAUUUUUAUAUAUAAAAUAUAUACACACUAUUUUCUUAUGUCAUCUGCAACAGUUUUAUAACUGUGUAUCCUAUUUUGAUGUGACUGUAUUUUUAACAUGUUAAAAUAAUAAUAAUUAAGCUUC